Messenger RNA from Mesorhabditis belari, 2949 nucleotides. NCBI's taxonomy places the organism in Eukaryota, Metazoa, Nematoda, Chromadorea, Rhabditida, Rhabditidae. The record is from the annotation of a GenBank genome assembly.
AUGGAGUUACUGACGAAGACUCAUUUGAAAGAAUUGGAAGAAAGAGCUGGAGCCGCGGCUUUGAUGAUGCAACCCGCAACAGCACCUGCUUCGUGGAAUGGGCAAAUCAUGCCUCGAGUUCAUCACAAUCCGGUCUACUCUUGCAAGCUAUUCAUUGGUGGAAUUCCAUAUGAUGUCUCGGAGCGACUUCUUUACGAUGCUUUUGCACCUUAUGGACGCUGCCGAAUAGAAUGGCCAGGUCGAGGGCGAAUCCGUGGAGUUUUGCAGCGUGGAAAAACUGUUGGCUAUAUUUAUGUGGUCUUUGAUGAAGAAAAAUCUGCGAAGCAACUAUUGAAAGAUUGUAAACAAUUCAACAUGGACACACAGGAUUUGUAUUUCACAUUGAAUAUUCCAUCGGCUAGUGGAGGCAACACUCGACAGGUGCAAGUCAUACCGUGGGUUGUUUCGGACGCCAAUUAUGUGCACGAUCCAACAGGAAAGCUGGACCCGAAAAAAACGAUCUUUGUUGGAGGACUGCACGGAAUGCUCACCGCCGAAGCUUUGUUCACGAUCAUGAAUCAAACAUUCGGAGAUGUGAUUUACGUUGGAAUUGACACCGACAAAUACAAGUACCCAAUAGGAAGUGGUCGAGUCACGUUCUCAUCAUACAUGGCAUUCUUCCAAGCUGUCGGCUCGGCUCACCUUGCUAUUCGAACCAACAAAUUUCUGAAGCGCAUUCAAAUUGAUCCAUUUCUCGAAGAAGCUCUUUGCAUGAUGUGCAAGAAGGCCAAUGGCCAAGUUUUUUGUACCCGUCGUCAAUGCUUUUCUUAUUUCUGCCUUGUUUGCUGGCAGCUCCGUCACAAUCUUUGCGGUCAGAUGGCUGAUCACAAAGCGCUGACAAGACAUACUCCACGGGAGGCGACACCAUUUGACACUAUGCGUUGGCUGAAUGGAGAACAAAUGACCAUCGCAAUGCAAGGAAUGGCCCGACCAUUUGAAAUCCCACAGAGAAAUAUCUUUGGACACGCUUUGGGUUUUGGGACCGCUCCAUCGCUGGCAGCUGGAAUGGGCGGUGUUGAUCUACAGCCAUACGCAAAGAUCAUCAAAAUUGUUUCUGAAGAUGAAGACGAGGAAGGCUGGACUGAAGUUGGAAAGAAAGAGGAAGACAUCGGUGUUCUCUUUCCGCCAAAAACAGAGAUCACGCUCGAGGCACUUGUUGAAAAGUUCAACGAGAAAAUGGCUGUUCGUGGACGAAAAACUACGAACCGCAAGAAUUAUGUUCGAAUUCUUCAAGAACUCUACAAUAUUGCUCAAGAGAAAAAAUUCGGAAGUGGUAUCUUGGUGAAGAUUCUCUUCAACAUUGUCUCGGCACUGUUCGAACUUACCCCAAGUGUGAGCGAUUGUAUGGAUUUCUCAACCUGGAAUAAGGCUUUGAUUGCCAUUAACAGCUUGGUUGACCUUUUGAUAGAUUCGAAUGUCCACUUGUCAAUUCGAAUCACCGAAGAGGAUGAGAAUGUCUCGGAUCCUGAAAAACCAUACAAAGUCAAUGGUUCCGUUUUGAUGUCGGUCCAACGCCUCGAUACAGAGCUGACAAAGAUUCUUCAGAACGCUGAUUGCCAUUCAACCGACUACAUAGAGAAGCUGAAAGGCGAAAAGGAUAUCUGCUCUCUUAUUGAAAAGAUUCAAAAGUUUAUCGAUGAACGCAUAGAGAUCGGUCUCUUUGAAAACGACGAAGUUUGCAAGAUCUACAUGUUACGGAUUGAGCAUAUGUACUACAAGUAUGAGGACACGUUUGAGCAAGAAGAUGGUUUGACUGCUUCUCAACUGAUGGAACGCCUUUGCAAGCGCAUCUACGCGUUGGAUGAUGAGAAGAGGCUUCGGCAACGCGCUAUGCUUUGUCAUGUGUACUUUUUGGCACUUCAUGAUGAGUGGCACAAGGCUCGAGACUUGAUGUUAAUGAGUCAUCUGCAAGCCAUUGUUGACCACUCUGAUGUGUCGACUCAAAUUCUGUACAAUAGGACUAUUUGCCAAUUGGGCCUCUGCGCCUUCCGCCAUGGUCACAUUAAGGAAGCUCAUCAAGGACUUUCGGAAAUUCAAAAUACACAGCGUUCUAAGGAGUUGCUUGCACAGGGAAUUGCCAUGCGUCAAUAUGAGCGAACUCAAGAACAGGAAAAGCUAGAGCGCAGCCGUCAAGUGCCAUAUCAUAUGCACAUCAAUAUCGAGUUGAUGGAAUGCGUCUAUUUGAUUUGCUCAAUGCUUCUGGAAAUUCCACACAUGGCUUCGCAUGAGUUUGAAUUGCGCAAGAGAUUGCUUUCACGGUCUUUUCAUUACCAGUUGAAACAAAAUGAAAAGUCAUCCCUGGUUGGACCUCCGGAAAACACGAGAGAACACGUGGUUGCCGCUUCUCGUGCAAUGUUGGCCGGUGACUGGAAGAAAUGCCGUGACUACAUUGUCAACGACAAAAUGAAUGCAAAGGUCUGGAAUCUUUUCCGAAAUGCGGAUGUUGUGAAGAAUAUGGUGAAAUUGGCUGCACUAUUUGAGCUCGAUGAAAGACAAGUUCACGCCAUCAUAAGCAAAAUGAUUAUUGCUGAAGAAUUGGCGGCGACCUUAGACGAGCCGACCGGGUGCGUGAUGAUGCAUCGAGUGGAACCGAGCCGUCUACAACUGUUAGCUCUCCAUUUGACCGACAAGUUACAUCAAUUGGCUGAACAAAAUGAACAAGUUAUGGAACCACGUGGACCUGGCGGUCGCGGUUAUGCUGGGCCCGGUGCCUGGUUUGCCGGCCGGGGAGGAGGCGAUCGUGGUGAUGAUAAGAAAAAGAUGCAGACAUUUCAGCCCGGACGAGGCGGAGAGCAGCGUGGCAAGGGUGGAGCCGGUGUGUGGGGAAGUGGAGUUGGCGGCGGUGCUGGAGCGACUGGGCAACGUCGACGCGCUGGAGGACAAAAUGACUCGAACGCAAGAAAAGGCUUC